Messenger RNA from Mya arenaria, 3357 nucleotides. RefSeq lists its product as uncharacterized. The record is from RefSeq and is a predicted model, not a curated record. The coding region runs from base 317 to 2581 and encodes 754 amino acids. NCBI's taxonomy places the organism in Eukaryota, Metazoa, Mollusca, Bivalvia, Myida, Myidae. The transcript has 7 exons.
UUAACCAGUCAGAAGGUGUUAUAAAAACGCUUUAAUAGAUUGGGUUUUUCCCAAUAUCUUUUUGGAAUAUAAUCCUAAUCAAGCAUAGAGGUAAUUUUUUUUUUUCUGACCUAACUCAUGUGAGGAUUAUGUAAGUUUAAUAACAAAUAUCAAAGGACUUGUAUUGCAAAGACAGAAGGACAUUAUAACCUGUGUUGUGGAUUGACAGCUAGGCUGUAAGUGAUGAAUUAACUCAUUUUGCUCAAGAAUGAGUAACAGCUGUACCUCGGAGUUAAGUGUACGACAAAUUUAGUCUCAACAAAACUUGAAGCCAAAAAUGGCUAGCGCCGAACCGGAAUCAUGUGUCUCCAGUAAGACUUCAGGCUUCGGGAAGUCUGGACCGGAAGUGUAUGCCGCCGCCAGUGAGAGGGACAGGGUCGAUGAUUCUCUGGUGGGAGCGGUUGGUGGUUCAGACUCCUGCAGACAUAGCGGCGGAAGUAAUGGCGGAAGCAGCGCGGCGAGCUGUCAACAGCAACCGAUCAGUGACACAGUGAAGGAAGAGAUAAAUCAACGGAUUAUAAAGCUCGAACAACAAAUACAACUGCUCAUAGACAUUCCAGACUUUCUUCUUGAUGUGCCAUUAGAAUGCCUCAUUGAAGAAACAAAACAGUCAUUGACGUACUUUCUCGACCCGGAAAUGGAUAUCCAGACGUCGGAGGGUUUGUGUAAGGAUUAUAGAGGAGUUGCCGAAUGGUUAAAUCUGGAAGAUGCUUUCCAAAGGUAUAUCGCGAAGAUAGAUGCAAAGAACAAGUUUAAUGAGGUGCUGAGUAUGUGGUUCAAGGACGCGGGGAGGGAGGGGAUCCCGCCGGCCACGGUUGGGAAGCUGAGGGAGUGCCUCCUGGCGAUGGACAGGUUGGAUGCAGUGGACACGAUGGCAGCAAAAAUUACCCGCGACGCGAUGAGGUGGAAGAAGGCUGCGCUUCAGGCAAACGUGCGGCCGCCUAACCGGAAGGACCUCUCGUGGCAGCUCACCAGGCACGACGUCCUAUUCGGGAAGGAGACCCACUACACAGCCUGCCUCAUGUUCGCGGACGAGGACUACGGGAUGGCCCAGAUUAUUAUGAAGCUCUACAAGACCGCCAAGAAGGACUCCCUCUUCUUCCUUCCCCAGUUUGACCUCAAAUUCGGCAAAUACAUCCUUAAUGACACCGCCAGGGUCAUCGAUGAAAGAUGCGGAAGAAAAGUGAUCUUCCUCCUUUCGAAGUAUUUCUUCGCAUCCAAUGUCUGCCAGUUUGCCGUCUACUACACUGCAUAUCACGGUGCCGGUAACGGAAACCUGAUCCCGUUUCACCUAACACGUGACGUCGACCACGUGCCUAACGUGCUAAAGGGGAUUGCGGGUGUGCGCUGGUUUCGUAAGGGGACGCGGGAGCACUCAUGGUGUAUGCUCACGGACGGACUCUUCAUGGAGAAGAUUAAGUCGGAUGAACUACAGGAAGUGAAGUCGCGCAUUCAACGGAUCGUGGACGAAAGCAGAGACGACUUCCUCUGUGACCCACCCUAUGAUGAGGACGUCCCUGAGGCUGGAGAGCCCAUAGAGAUCGAGGAGCCUGAGAGCUCAAUCCCCGUGCCCUUGUUCGAUAUGGAAAAGGAAGCACCUGGGACGGAUAAAAACAAACAGAAAUGGAAACUGCUGAAGAGCGUGAGGAAGGCUGUAUAUGAGAAGUUGUUUGGAAGGUUUAAUCUGGCCGGAAAGAAGAGUCAGUUUGGCCUCAGUCAAUCAAGUCCCUGCAAGAGUAAAUGUCCCGGUACGGAGAUGAAGGAGAUUUACCGUAGAUCAGAGAAAGAGCGGGAAAUUCAAAAGAUGGAGAAAGACAUUGUUAGCUCAAGCGGUAAAAGCACACAAAACGGUACAGGACAAAUGAAUGAAUUGGACAAGGGGGACGAUAAGCCGCAGGCCACACAUGUGAAAGACACUGUGGACUCAGUUCGUGACUUGACCAAUCCAUUUGGAGAGAUGACACAACAACGAACGGGUCAACUCAAUGAAGAGGAGAAUAAGCUAAGUGACAGAAGUGGUGUGUCUGAAAGUUUGCGGUAUAUGACAGCCAAUGAAAAUGCAGCCGGACCACUUGGUGUGAACUCAAAGGGAAGGAAUUGUGAUGCAAACGUUGAUGACGGAAUAGCCUGUCGUGGCGAACUGUGUCAAUCCACAUGUGAUACAAACACAGUCAAAAGUGAUCAUAAGGUCGAAAAACUUAAAUACAACAUACAGGUAUCAACAACAGUCAUGAACGAAAACAUGUCAGAAAAUCUUAUUGGCCAAGAAUCCCUGUUACAAGGAAAUAAUGCUCCAGUUAAAGACGAUGAUAAAAUAAUGAAUACUGAUAAUGAACGCUCUGAGCUUGGUGAUGGUGACGCUGACUCAUUGAGUGGAACGUUUGCCUCUUGUGUAUCAGGAGAAGCGGAAUAUUCUCCUGGAGAUCCGAAGGGCAGAGCUGGUAAAGAUAUGGAGGAGAAAUCUCUGCUGUGUCAUGGCAAGACAGAACGUAGACAAGAGACAUGUUCAACUGAGGAGAGCGAAUGUCAGCCCUUGUUGUGAACUAUCAUAAAUGACAUUUGGAUAUUUUUUUUAUAAAAAACAUUAAGUUGAUUGUAAAUAUUCAUUCACACAAUAUGUGUGAAGCAUCAUCUUCUAACAUUUCAUGUGUAUAUGGCUAUACUUGUUUACUAUUUGAAUGUUUUUAUAACCUUUACAUGAUUGUAAAUAUCUACAAAAUACCUGUGAAUCAUCAUUUGCUAACAUUUUCUGUGUAUAUGGAUAUGCUUGUUUACUACAUAUCUCGAACAUUCAUGUUAUUAUAUCCUAUAAAUAAUUUUAAACUUCUUCGUUGUAUUUGAAGCGCAUCCACGCAGUUGAUUUAUUUCUCCCAAGGUUUCACUCAACAUUUGUGUGGUAUGCAUGUGGGCGUGCUAUUUUCAUGAGAAUCGCACGCUAUAACAAAGUACAAGUACUUACUUCCUGCACAUUUGUAAUUAUUUAUUGCAAAGAGUAACGUCCCUUGAUUUAAAAAAACAACAUAUAGGGUGUUUUUUGUGAAACUAUUCUGUAUUGAGUUAUAUGUCUAUUUAAGUGGUUUUUAUAUAAAUGCAGAAUGCAUAUUUAUUUUUCCUCUAAUUGCUUAUAUUGCAAUUGAUAUCAAUUUAAUUUUAUUUCUGUAUGCUGUGCUAAACAUUUACUGUUUUUGAUUUGGUACAUUCAUGUAUAUUCAUGUUAAAUGCAUAAAUUACAAAUGAAAUUACUCUUUAUACAGCCUGAAAUUAUUGUUUGUUUUUUGGCUAGAGGCCUUACACAUCAAAUAAAUGAAUAUUUUAUUG